Molecule: messenger RNA, 2895 nt
Organism: Macrobrachium nipponense
Lineage: Eukaryota; Metazoa; Arthropoda; Malacostraca; Decapoda; Palaemonidae
Product: phenoloxidase-activating factor 2-like
Exons: 8
Coding region: 605-1633 (342 amino acids)
Biological process (GO): proteolysis
Molecular function (GO): serine-type endopeptidase activity
Source: RefSeq, a predicted model, not a curated record
GUACUGGAAGGUGGCAGUCGAGCUCUGGAAAGGGUGAGCGCUGGAACUGCAGGUGCAUUGCUGUCGCUCUUGUGGGUUUUAGACUCUGAAGCUGUUGCGCCUUCUGGGUCGUCGGCCACGUCGCCGCCUUCUUAUAAAACAGACUGGAAAGGUUACUUGCGCAUUCAUGUUGGUUUCACCAAAGAAAAUUAUGGAACUUGUUGCUGAGUAACCUCAAUUCUGAAGAGAUCUCAACGCAUCUGUUGCAAGACACUUCUGAUAGGAAGUCGAUCUCGAUAUUUUCUGGUUCGUUUCGUGUAUAAAAUAAAUAGGAGACUGAAAGAAUAAGGGAAACGUAGUAUAGUGUUGUGUCAAGUGAUGAGAAAGUGAAAUCCAAUUCUAAAAGAAGUUCGUUUAUUGACUUGUUUAUUCCCAGAAGUGUUUGUGUUUACAUUCCGCUCCGUAUAACACUUGGAAGGAUCUAUUUGAUAUUAACAGAUAAAAUUCCGAAAAUCGCCCAGAUCAUUUUGGACGAACGGAAGGUUUGUUUUGGUACCAGUUAUAAGUAGUUUCAAGAAGCAUCACCCCCAGCAACUUCAGAGUUCGCAACUGGUUUGGAUACACCAUGAGCAGGAUGAUGUGGGCGUGGCUACAAAUAGCAGCGUUACUAGCGGGAACGUUGGCAACCGUGUCGGCUCGAGCCCAGAGCGACUUGGAAAACGAGUUCGGGUGCCACUGCAUGGAGUACUGGACCUGUAUCACCAGAGGAGGCCAGCCCUACAGUUACUGCGGACUCAGUGCCUCCAGCGUGUGUUGCUUUGUUCCUCUGAAUGCCAAACCCGUUGGCAUCCUUCCCGUCACCCGAAGGAACAAGUCCUGUGGCACCAAGGGCGCCGAGGGAAGGAAAGAAGGCCAGGCUGAGAUGUCGGAGUGGCCUUGGCAUGCGGCGAUUCUGGAACAGCCCCAAGACCUGUAUGUGUGUGGAGCAUCUCUGCUAGACGAAGCCUGGCUCUUGACAGCUGCACAUUGCGUCGAUGACUACCUGAAUUCUGCCAAACGUCUGCAGGAGGUCCUGAAGGUAAGACUUGGAGAAUACGACGUGAGCACCACGGCUGAGCCCCUUCGUCAUGAGGAAUUCCCCAUCAGUAGGAUCGUCAUUCAUCCAGAGUUCGACAACGCCACCCUGGUGAACGACAUCGCCUUGUUGCAGCUCGAGCGGCCUGCCAGACGUAAGGCCAACAUCGACGCUGUCUGCAUGCCCAAGAAGAACGAUUUUCUGGAAGGAACCACCACCAGGUGUUUCGUCACUGGAUGGGGAAGAAAGGAUGAAGCGUCGGAUCACAGCGUGGUGCUGAAGGAGAUCAACGUUCCGCUGUGGAGUAAUCCCACUUGUCAGAACGCGCUCAGAGAUCAGUUUGGUCCCGGAUACUCGCUGCCCUCCACGGCUCUCUGCGCAGGCGCAGAAGGGCGAGAUGCCUGUGACGGUGAUGGGGGUGGUCCCCUGGUGUGCGAAAAGGACGGCCACUGGUACCAGGUGGGCGUGGUGAGUUUCGGCAUAGGAUGCGGCAGGAGGAACAUCCCCGGCGUCUACACCAGAGUAGGAGCCUUCGAGGAAUGGAUCAUGGAGACGACUGGCGUCCACCACCAUGCGUAGGAUCCCCCCACCCCGCCCAAGGAUGCGCCACCCGUAGGAUAGGAUACACCGAACCGACAGAGAUUUAAAUUUUAAGAGGGAGAGUUUCAUCUCUUGACGAAUCUCAUCAUCCGCGAGAGAAUUAAUUUGUUCGCGUGAAAAAAAAAUUCUUCGUCCGUGGUAAUAGAUAUACAUUUUGUUUUCAAGGACGUUCACGUUUGUUCCGUACUGUGAAAGAAAUUUUAUAUGAAUUAGAAGACAAUUGCUUAAAUUAGUCAGUAGUAUUGGAUGAUAGAAGGUUUUAAAUAUUAUUUUUAUUAUUGACAUACAAGUUACAUGGGUAUAUACUGUACACCCACCCCAUGUGCUAUUAUUAUUAUUAUUACUUUCUGUGAAGUAAGAAAGAGAUGCAAAGUACAAUGUGGGUGUAGAAUUCACAUUCCGGGUACUCGACUACGUCUGUGUUUAUUUAUAGAAUACAAAAAAAUUGAGAAACGUGAUCUUGGGUGUCAUCGCCAAAGCAGUCAUUGCUUUUGAUAAAAAGAAAAUAAUAUUUGCGAGUUUUUUUCCUCUUUGAAACGAAGUAUUUAAAAGUUAUGAUAAAGGAAGUAUAUUUUGUGUUUAACAACGAGAAACGAAAAGUAUGUUAUUUCUUUUAUUCGGUUGUUUAUUCCCUCUUGCUAUUCUUCUUAGAGUGCUAGGUUACAAAUGAAUAACAAAGUUAUCGUAUUAUCAGUGUCAAUCGAUAUUAUAAUCCCUUUGUAUGAUAGUCUUAUAGCUCUUUAGGCCCCUAUCUGUAUAUAUUUAUUACCAAGCCUAAGUGACCUAUAGGAUAUAUAUAUAUAUGUUAUGUACGAGAUUUUCCUGCCAGUGUCAAAGCAAUUUACCAAAUAGAUUUAUUCACUGCGAACUUAGAAGAUAGAAGGUUGGGCAAUAUAGAACUCCCUACUUUCCUAUUAAGGCAUGUGGAACAUUUGUUGGACUUGUGGAUGAUCUUAAUAUAGCUGCACAUAUGUCUCCUCGGAUGGACUAACAAGUCUUUGAGGCAUCCUAAUCCUUGCAACUCCUUGUAACAAUAACGAAGGUCUCUGGAAGUAUCGUCUUUAUGUUUAUAUACUCAAUCCUCUCAAAAUUAAAGAACUAUUCUUUUCGUCUUAUUCGAAAUUUUCAUUAUCGUUGGCUUUCAUUCCUUGAUUUAAAUUAAAUAAGAUUUUUAGGGCAAACGAGUUCUUUGGUCCACUCUAGUGUCCUUUGGGUAACAAGAUACGUGCCACCUUCUAACG